UAUUUUCAUAUGAAAACUCCCAAGGAGUCUGUCUGUAUGUCGAUCAGAGGAUCUUUUUUUAAUCUUGGUAGUGUCAAACUAGAAGAAAACUAUUAAAAUAACGUGAAUCUGGUUUAAAAUCAGUGAUCCAAUGCGUAAUGUUUUUAUUUGAAUGUGCAAAACUAUAUAUUCGUGGGUAAAUUUUGAAAAAUGGAAAACGCAGGUACAGGCGAGAGAUUGUAAUUGUUUUGAAGGAAGCAGCAGCGAAUCGAUAGAAGGGAUUGAUUAUCGUCAUUGCAAACGAAAAAUGUAGUGUGGAAUAGUUAGUUUUUGGUUUGGACAACCUUUCUAUACGCAUUUUGUUCUGAUUGAAUUGUGGCAUUCGGCGCAAACAUGAUUUUUUUAGAAUCUGGUGUUGGCUAGGUGAAAAUCGAAGCAGGUAUGGCUGAUCGAAGGGUGUCGCAAAAUUUUGCGUGAUUGACUUGUCUCUUACGUCUACGCUCAAGCUAAAGCAUCAACAAGAUGGUAACGAAAAAUCAUUGGUUUAUUAGACAUCAUCAGUAUGAUAACUACAAUCAAGUGAAAAAAUAGUCAUAUUCUAUAAAGGUGGAUCCAAAAACAAGAUUUGAUUGAAGUGAACAUUUAACAAAAAAAAAUGAAAAUUAUGUGUACGAUAUGCAACGAGAGGGCGCUCGUGUCAAGGUUGUUGCCAAAACUAAAAUAUGCGACUGGUGUCAUCUAGUGGCAUCAGCUACACAUAACGGUACAUCGCAGAAAUCGAUGAACAUAAAAGGAACAUAAGGAUUUGCAUAUAUGUCACGCAUGACCCCGCGACGGGCAACGACAGCAGUUUUUAUUUCUGCGGAUAAAUGUAAUUCGAGCGAUUCACAAACAGGCGAAAACGUUAUCAUAUUCAAUACUUACCUUAACGUAAUAACCAAUAUUAAAUAAAACAUUAAUCAUAAACAAAGUUUACAUUAACGUACAUCAAACCACUGUAACAUAAACCAGCAAUCAUAGUAGCGGUUUUUCGACACAUAACGGCUUAAUUGAUUGCGCGUCACUAAAGUUUUUAGUCUAUCGGAUAAACCAAGUUUAAAAAUCUUCCAUAUCGGACAUUGACUGUCCGGUAUCCGCUCUGCACAGAGUGGUAUACGACGGCAACGAAAAUCGGUCUGGCAAAGUAUGUCGCAGAAAGGACAGAAGCGAUCGAAUCGUGCCGAUAAUGAUGGACCACCACCGAACAAGAAACGCAAGGGCCGCCCAGCGGUGUCGUCAGUGGAGGACGACAACUCGCUUACGUCCAACACCGGUGGUCCGACGACGCCAACUAAGAACUGGCAACCAAGGGCGGUCAUCGACCUUAAGAUGUCCAGCAUCUAUAACCGUACUGCACCGGAAGCACCGGCUGAACUGUUUAGGAAGGAUCUAAUCAGUGCUAUGAAGCUACCCGACUCCGAACCACUCGCAGCUGAUGAAUACUGGGUUAUUAAUGACCAGUGGAAACAGGAUUGGGAGCGUGGCGUACAAGUUCCGGUGAAUCCUGACUCCUUACCGGAACCAUCUGUAUCAUUUUUACAAGAAAAUCAUUACAAAAAGAGACAGGAUUUUAAGCUACCCAAAAACAAAUAUAUUCGGAUUACAAAAGAUGAAUCAUUCUCACACGAUCAGCACUACUUAUCGAACACGCCAGCCAUUUCUGAACAAGUGUGUUACUACGAUCUCGAUCGAUGUGACGAGGCGUGGUUGAAGAUUUUCAACGGAGAAAGGAAUCUAGCCGGACUGGUGCCAGUGACAGACGAGCAGUUUGAGAGGGUUGUUGAAGAACUAGAAGUUCGAUGUUGGGAUAAAAUCCAGGCAAUCAUGAAGAGCGAAGAAGGUCUUGGCAUUGAGUACGACGAAAAUGUGAUUUGCGAUGUUUGUCGGUCGCCGGACUCUGAGGAAGCGAAUGAGAUGGUGUUCUGUGAUAAUUGCAAUAUUUGUGUGCACCAAGCUUGCUACGGGAUUACUAACAUACCGUCUGGUCAAUGGAUGUGUCGAACGUGCUCCAUGGGUCAGAAACCGGACUGUGUACUGUGCCCAAACAAGGGCGGUGCGAUGAAGUCCACUCGGUCCGGUCAGAAGUGGGCUCAUGUUUCCUGUGCUCUUUGGAUACCCGAAGUCAGCAUUGGUUCCGUAGAUCGUAUGGAACCUAUUACGAAAAUCUCCAGCAUACCGACCAGCCGAUGGGCACUAAUCUGUGUACUCUGCCGGGAACGGGUAGGUGCCUGUAUACAGUGUUCGGUGAAAACCUGUAAAACGGCAUACCAUGUGACAUGCGCCUUUCAACAUGGACUGGAGAUGCGUGCAAUUAUCGAGGACGAGAACGCCGAGGAUGGAGUCAAACUUCGCUCGUACUGUCAGAAGCACGGCGUCCAUAAAGGUAAACGUGAUAAUAAAAAUUCCAACAACAAUACGGGCUCGGCAACCGACGAUGAAACUGUCAGCUGUGGGGAGGUGAAACGAAAGAAACGCAAAGACAUGACCUCAGAGGAACGUAAUCAAGCGCGGGCUCAACGCAUGCAGGAAAUAGAAGCUGAGUUUGAUAAGCAUGUUAGUGUUAAAGAUAUUAGUUGUCAUUUGUUAGAUGUUGAUCAGGAAGCUAUUCAUUACAUUUAUAACUAUUGGAUAUUGAAACGCAAAUCCGGUCAUAAUCGUCCUCUCUUACCACCUAAGACCGACGAUGUGGAUAUGGUUGCCCAAAAUCAGGAACAGGCGGACGAUUUAGAGAAAAUGAAAAUGUUCGUUCACCUGCGACAGGAUCUCGAACGGGUUCGUAAUCUGUGCUACAUGGUUAGUCGGCGGGAGAAGUUGUCUCGCUCAUUUUUCCGCAUGCGGGAACAGACAUUUCACAAACAGAUCGCUUCCCUGUGUCAGCGGACAACUGAUAAGAAAACUUUAGACGAAUCUACAAUCGAUGUUAUUAUGCAAGCGAACCACGGUCCUACGAUAUAUGAUAGACUUUAUUCAAGUGAUUCCGUUAGUAAUAGGGCAGUACUGAGUUUAGAGGAUAUGUUAGAGCGUAUAAUUGGUGUACAUAGUAGUAGCAGUUCUGGAAGCAGCAGUAAGAUUAAUAACCGUAAACAACAGCAGUCGCAGCAGCAACAUCAAGCAAAAGAAAAGGAAAAUGUUGGUGCUAGCAAUAAAAAACCUACAGACAUUAACGGAUUAAACAAAACCACCCAUCAACGGCAGACGAUCAACAAACAGGAUAACAAACGAACAUACAUCAACGGAGUCGCACGGCGAAGUAUUAGCGAUAUUUCUAGUGAGAGUGAGGCUCAGUCGCGACGAAACAUGACCACAAGUGCUAGCUCUGCAGAAGAGGAGGAUGUUAAAAAGAGUUCGCCACCGGCAACAAAGAAGAAAGCACGCCAAACAAAAGCUGCAGAUCGCAAGCGAAGAAAAGUUGGCUCAUCAGCUGAGAAAACCCGCACCAAUUCGAUGGCUAGCUCGAGCGAAGACGAAGGUAACGUUCGCCUGAAACCCGUGGCCGGUAUAACUGAGAUUCCACAAACUAAGAAAAGUAAUCAAUCACGAAACCAAUCACUACGACAAAUGGAGCGGGAGUUGGUUGACGAUCGAAUGCAUCUAUCGGAUUCAAACGAUAGCGACGAGAUUGUACCAAUUGUGCCACGUAGUGGUAGUCAGUCUGGGGUACAAAAUACCUACGCAAAUAAGAACAUGUUGCACAUCUAUUCUGAUUCGGAUAGCACCGAUAAGGAUAAGACUGAUAAUACUGCUAGCGAUUCGCAGCAACAUCCGUUCCGUACCAAAGCAGCUAUGAAAGAGUUUAAUCUAGCCGAAGCGGACAAACUCAAGCAGAAGUCAGUUUCACCGGUGAAAACCUUGAAAACGGCAACUGCAACAUCGACCAUAACAUCAGUGUCUGUGGGACCUCCAGCUUCUGUUCAAACAAAAGCUGAAACGAAGAAGACAUCUGCAGAACAAGUCAGUGCGAUAGUAACACCGGCAGCUAAUAGCAGCAGCAGUAGUGGUUAUGGUUCAACGAACAAAACUAACAAAGAAAGUGGUACCACCGCAAGAAGAAAGCAGGAGAAGGAAAAGUCUGCUAAUAAACCGAACAAGAAAGAGUUUUCUACUGACUUCCUCGUCGUGCCUCAGCGUGAGGCUGCCAAGAAAGCCUCUGAAAAUUUGAUGAAAACCAACCUGGCCGCACCAGUGCAAUCCUCCCUGCAGGUUACUUCCAACGUCAGUCAACCGUCAACUACCAAAAAAGAGGUUAAAGAAGGUCGAGAUGCUGUAUCUAGUAGUAGCAGUAGUAGUAGCAGCAGUAGUUCCAGUAGUAGUAGUAGCAGUAGUACUGGAAGUACAAGUUCCAUUAGCAGCACUGGGAGCAACAGUAGUACUAGUAGUAGCAGUACCAGUAGUGGUAUUAGUACAGGCAGUGGAACAAAAGACAUUGAAGUUAAAGUUGCUGCUAACAACAACAGUAAACAAACGAGAGAAAUUGUGUCUGAAGUGCCCCAAAAAGUUACAGCUGUCGCGAAAAGAAGUAAUAGCAAACCUAUCAAACAGCAACCCCAAUCGGUAGUUGAACCAACACCAAAGCUAUCGAGUGACAAAGACCGACAUGUAGAAAAAGAUAAGCGAGACAAAAUACCAACCAGGGAAAAAACAGCACAGACUAACCGCGAAGAAUCAGAAAAAGAUAAGGCGAUCGUCGAAAAAUUGCGAGAAAAUUCCAAAGAAGCAUCAUUAGUUGAUAUGCUGGCCUAUGUACCUCAACGUCAAGCCGCAAAGAAAGCCGCAGAACACAUUAAAAGCGGCAUGGGAAAACCGGCAGAAGCAACGGCUGCUACUCCAGUACCAAUAUCGGUGCCGACUGCUACAGAAGAACAAAAAACAAAAGCUUCAACGAAGGCGGUCCUUUCUAGCUCAACAAGUAGGAAGGAAGAAAAGAAAGUAUCUACCACUUCCAGUAGCUCAAGCUCAGAAACUAGUUCAUCGUCAUGCUCUAGCUCUAGUAGCUCGGGUUCGGAUAGCGACGAAGAGGAGGAAGAGAACGACAGCAAGAAGACAGCUGGAGCUCCGUUAUCAAAUAAAGCUGCUACUACAGCGGCUUCCAAAGGUGCUCCAGCGUCGCUUACUGGUAAAACGGUAUCAAGUGCCGUACGGAAAACAGACCGACAGAUGCCCUUUCUUGACAAGAGUAAAUCUUCCGAGUCUGGUUCCAGUUCUUCCUCGUCUGACAGCGAUUCCGACUCCAGCAGCAGUCAGAGUGAUGACUCGACGCGAUUACAAACUAAAGAUAGCAGAAGGAAAACCGUCACAUCGAAGCGAGAAGCUAGUCCCAAGAAGCAAAUCUGUCGUAAGGAAUUCGAGUCCGGAAAGAAACAAAUGGCAGCUACAGCAGGAAGCAAACCUGCGGCGAAUGCAGCCUCACGUCCAACUGAUAAGGCUACAGCUGCCGCUAAAAGAGAAUCGCAAUCUCCAGUUCAGGAUAAAGCCGCUAGUACUGCCACUGGUUACAGAGAGCACAGCAAGGUUUCGACCGUACCCGUCGAAUCUAAGUCGGGAAGUGGCAGCAGCAUUGCAUCCACAAAAUCUGCACUACCCGUCAAAGAUGCCAAAAUGCCUCACGAUCGAUCCAGAGCUGCUGACUUGCUCAAAUCGGGAGAUCAUUCUAAGAAUGUCGCUAGUAGUAAAAUGAUUCCAAAUCGUCGCAACUCAUGCCUCGUGACGACCAAUGAUGUAAAACCUAUUGCAGUAGUCGCGGACGCAACUAGUACUACCAGUAAGUUUGCAUCGCUUCGAGGUCGACGCAAAUCUGUUUAUGUAGACUUCGAACGGGAACGAAAGGAAAAGGAGCGGUUGGCGGCCGAAGCAGAGAAGAUGAUCAAGGAAGAGCAGCAGAAAAAGAAAGCCACGGUUGCUGCGAAGACAACGGCUACUCAAAGAGUUGCAGCUGAAAAAGCCGCAGCCGCUGAGAAGGCAGCAACCGCUGAGAAGGCAGCAGCUGCUGAGAAGGUAGCAGCUGAUGAGAAGGCAGCAGCAGCUGAGAAGGCAGCAGCAGCUGAGAGGGCGGCAGCAGCUGAGAGGGCAGCAGCAGCUGAGAAAGCAGCAGCAGCUGAGAAGGCAGCCGCCGCUGAGAAAGCGGCCGAAGCUAAAAAAGCGGCUGCAGCUGAGAACGCUGCAGCUGCUGAAAAAGCAGCAGCUGCCGAGAAAGUGGCAGCUGCCGAGAGAGCAGCUGCUGUUGAGAGGGCAGCUGCAGCCGAGAAGGCAGCGGCCAUUGAGAGUGCAGCUAUUGCGGAAAAAGAAACUGCCGAACAAGCUAGGACCCUUGAGAGAACUGCCAUUGUAGAGAAGGUAGCGACAGCUACAGUAUCCCCUAUAUUGUCAGUUUCGCCAUCUGUUCGGAAUCAGAGAACACCUCGAAGGGAACAGGAAAUACCAGGUCGAGGCGAAAAACCGGAUCGUUGCAGUAAUCGUCGUGUUGGCCGAAAUGAAAAGGAAGAUGUAAUACUCAUUGACGAUUCUUCAUCGCGAAGCAGUAGUGGCAAGAAGGAAGAUGAUAUUGCAGGAAUUCGAAAUUCUCCUUUAAUAGUCGCAACUACCGACAAAGAGAAAGAAAAAAUAUUGAUGAUUCCAGAAACUCUUUCGCAGAGCCGAGUAAAAACCGAUGAAAAGCAGGAGGAUGGUGGUGUGAAUGUCAGACCAAUUAGUAGCACUGGCAGUGAUAAAUACUCAAAGAUUCCAAAUACUAGUGACAAAAUUAACCUAAGUGGUAAUGAGGGUUCAAUUGGAAUCGACAUUAAACAUAUUGCGGAAGAACAGAAAGCUGACAUUAAAUUACCGGUUGCCAUAAGGGAAAAAGGAUCUUCUAGCAGCAAGGAGAAAUCAUCAAAUUCACUGGUUGACAGCAAGAAAGAUAUUGAGAUCAUAUCACUAGUGGAUGAUUCCAGAUCGAAUGAUGGUCGCGACGUUGUUAUAGUGGAAGAUGGCUCGAAUGAUGCCAAAGUGGAGAAGAAAAACGAGGUUGCCAAAGUGGAAGAAGAUAAAAAAGUAUUUUCUAGUGAAGCGUUGCAAUCAGUAUCUGCACCUCAGACUGCUGCGACGAGUGAAUCCUCUAUUGCGGCAGUCGAGGAAAGAAAGCAAUUUGAGUUAGAAUCGCUGGCCAUGGCUGCCGUUCCCCAGUCGAAUAUUCCCGUCACCUUAUCGUCUUUCCAAGCAGCUCCAAACAUGGACAACAUUCCAACUACCACAAACAGUAUGAGCAACAUUAUGAACAAUUUCACCAACAGUAAUACCAAUAACAGUAGCAAUAAUUUGGCACCCAAGGAUGCUGGAUUGAACACUACUGGUGGUUUGUGUCAGUCGAUAUUCGACUUACUAUCGCUGCCGGCCGUGAGCGAAUCGGUUUCGGAUGAUACGUUUGGUUUGAAUCCGCCUUUGAAUUUUCCUUUUAUGGAAGAUGGCAAAGAAGAUACCCAACGAGAAACACUCAAUCUUGUUGAAAAACUAAGACAAAAGUACAAGAAAGGUACCAGCGUUGGUCAUGAUCAUAAGCAGGAUGAGAGCAAGGAUUCUCGUUCCGAAAUCAUAUCAUAUGAUGAUGUGAAGCUUUUUGAAACUGUUGGUCAACCAGUUGCAUUGGACUACAAUACCAGUAGUAAAGACAUUCCUGCAAUUGCACAAGCACUCGAGAAAAGUAAACCCAACAACGAUGUGGAGUACUACAAGUACAACUCGACUGAUGACGUUGCUAACUCUUUGCAUCACAGUAAGAAGAACUUGAAAGAGGAUCACCUGGAUCACCUGACAACCAGACCGUCCGACGAGCGUUGGGUACCUCCAUCAAUGUUGCAAGACCACAACCAACAACAGCAACAACUACCUGCCACGAUCAAUGAUAAUCGAAGAAUGCUUCACCAACAGCAACCACAGCCUCCCAGCUGUAUGGAAGCAGCAACUUUGCUCAACAAUCAAUCCAGUUCGAGUAACAACCAGAAACAACAGUCGCAUAUAAGUGCGCAAGUGUCAGGUUUAUUUGACAGCAUGGUGCAACAGCAGACCAAUCAUCACCAUCAUCAGUCACAGCACUCGCAUCUCGACGAUAUCAACCAGUUGCCCGAAUUGGACUUUAUGCAGACCAUCAAAAGUGUUGCCAAUCAAAGUGAAGCUACCUCAAUGCUGUUUGAAAACUUACAGCAGCAGCGUCGUUGGAACGAUAUUAUGCCGAAUCAGAAGAAACAUGAAUGUUCCGUUAUGCAGGAAAAAGAGAAUAUGUUGCUCAAACAACAACAACAGCAACACGAUCUGAACGCCAAUAAUCAUCGCAAUAAACUCAAUGAUCUCAACAACUUUAUGGAUAUCCAAAAUCAGAUGCCGCAAUCUCAACCUCCACAGCAACAGCCUCAGCCACCAAACAGUUUGAAUCCGCUGGAACAGUACAAUUUCAACGAAACCUCGCAGUAUCCUGGCGCUGUAGCUCUGUUCCCACCGACCAAUGUACAGGUUCCCUUCCCAUCACCUGGUGCUGCCAUGUUUCCUCCGAAUUUUGCCUCAAAUUUCCAAUCUGGCAAACCGCAACAGCAACCGCACCAUCCAAUGCUACCAACUGCUGCAGCUGGAGGUCAACAACAACAGCAGCAAUCGGCGGCAUCUAUUCAGCAACCUGCGACAGGAACUCGUGGCGGUGGUAAGCCAGAUGAAAUGUCAACAGCCAACAAUCUGUGCGGCGCAACAUUUACCUCAUCAUCACAUAACUUGGCGUUGACAGAAACUAUUGUAUCGCCGCCAACGCCUCAGCAACAGAAGCAACCAAUGACACCACAGAUGGCUGCAUCACCGUUGUCUGCCAUGGUAUCACCCAACAAUCAACAACAUCCAACUCCAGAGCAUAACUUCAUGAUGAACCAUUCUCCAGCAAUGAUAGGACCACAGACACCACAGAUGCAACAACAGCGAACACCGCAACAAGAUAGUGCGGGCAUUCUGCAGUCAUUGGAUCAAAACAGUGUACCUAAGAAAUCACCUACCAAAUCCUCGCGAUCUUCCUCACGCAUUCAAAAUCAAGGCAACGACUCGUCAAUUGCAUUGGGUCAAAUGAAAUCCCCGAAUAUUAGUCCGGGGAAAAGUCCGAAAACGUACGAUCCCAAGCCUCAGCAGUCGCAACCACUUGCAGACUCAUUACGUGGAAAACCAUUGAAACCCGAAGGUGGUGCAAAGCGGGGACCACGAGGACCACGAACAAACAACAUAAAUCAGCGAGGUGCUAUUUCCGGGAAAGGCAAACAUGGAAGGCAAGGUCGCGGUGGUCGACAACAGAUCAGCUUUAUGCCACAGCUAUCGCAUAAUGACUAUAACGACUUUGUAGGUGGUACAAUACACACCAAAUUAAUCGGAACAGUGUACGAUCCGGAUUUUGAUGAUGAUUUGGCGUGCAACAGCAUGGAGAAACUGCGAGAUAUGCGAGAUCGAAGGCGAUCGAUUGACUGUCGUCUUCAGGACACGUUUCGAGCAUCGCGCGAACCUUCAAAGUCACCAAAAUUCCCAAGCCUUAAUCUAUAUUCGUCGCAAACUAGUACCCUUGGAACAAAACAAAAUCGAUCUUCUUUCACACCAACUUCACUACCACCUAAUCUGAACUCGGGAAUUGUGACCAGAGCUGAUAUUAGUGUGACACAACCCAGUGUCAGUACUAGUCUACAGGACAUGGUCCAAACGGUGCUUCCAGGUCCUGUCGACAUGCGGACUUAUAACAGUGGUUUCGAUUCUUCUACCAACACAGAUGCCUACAAUAAUCAUUUGCUCGGAGCAUUUGCUAGUGGUACGGCUGAUCAAACGCUCGCCGAUAUCGAUGAAGAUAUGGAAAACGAGCUGCAAUCGGCUUUGAAAGCCAGUAACAAUAAAGUUGAUACGACGCCUCCAGCGUCUGUGACGUUGGCACAGGCAGUUAUUUCUCAUCAUUCUUCUAGCAUGACGACAACAUCGCUAUCGUUGUCCUGCGUAUUAGUAUCUGCAGUGACAACCCUGCCUACUGUAAUAGAACCAAUUGAGCCACCUCAGGAAGAAACCAACGAUUCCGAUAGCAUCACAACAAAAGUUUCCCUUUCGGAUUCGCGGAACAUCAUGAAACUGAAGAUCAAGGGACCAUUGGCACAGUUGGACAAUAGCUCGUCGUCUUCUACUACUACUCUGCAGCAAUCAAGCGUGAUGGAAUCGAGUUUAAAUGUUCCGAUCAUGUCAACCCCGUUGACAGUAAAUGUUGGCGCUGGCUCGUCCAAUCUGAGACGAAUGCGUAAAAAAGAGUUGCUACGACAAUACUGGACUCAGGAUAUGAACCACGACGAUCAGACGGGUCUGCAAGUGGUAGAUCAGAAUCCUAAUCUGUCGUUGACGACCGCAAUCAGCAGAACGGUGGGUAUACCAAAAGCAGUCGAUUCGCUAUGUACGAUGCCAACCAGAGAUGACUACAAAGAUUACGGAGGAGUAGAUUUUAAGAAAAGGAAGAAGCUUUCGUCAAACAUGUCACGAGAGCUGCGUGGGCUGGUACCUACGGAACAUGAUAUUAUGGAACGACGACGGAGUGUUGGUUCUACUGGAAGCAACGGGUCGACGAGUAAUCUGACGGUGGAUGUUCCACCAGUGGUGAAGCGACGGUCACGAAACAAUCGGACGGCCACAGUUACUGCAAUGAAUCAGCCGCAGGCGGCUCCCAAACUGAAGAUCAAAAUUGGUUCCGAUGUGAUGGAGGCUUCCGGUUCGUACAGUGAUCGAAUCCGCCCACCGAAGAAACGACUCGCAACAAUGGCGCCCCCUAGUUUAGAAGAUUUACGACGUGAUGCGAUGAUGUUUGCUGAACAGAUGAUGUUCGACGAUGAAGAGGAAGGCCGAAAGGCGAAAAAACACAAAAAUAAAGAUAAGGAGAGGGAUCGAGAGCACAAAAAACGUAAGAAGGAAAAGAAGCACAAAAAAGAUAAGGGUGAGAAGCUGGAUAAAGUAGAGAUCAUCAAUAAAUCGGAGGAGGCGCCCCGAAUUGUCAUAAGGCUAGGGGUUAAAAAACCGCCAAUUGAUGAAACGAUGAGUGUUCCGCUGCUGGAUCCGACUCAAAGUCAAGCGAAUUCCCCGGAAACAGAUCCAUUAGCUAUAGAUCUGGCCGAUUUGCAUAAUAGUAACGACAGCAGCAACUGCAGUAGUGGCCACGUGAAACCUAUGAUAACACCGAUCCGGCUGAAAUUGGCAAGGAAUUCAUCUGGAGGAGGAUACAUAAUGUCUUCGAAGAAUAAACGUCUCACAGGGGAUCAACAAGAGCAAUUGAAUAGACAUCUAUCGGAAUCUUGCGAAGAGACUAAAACUUUGAACAUUGUACUACCGAGGCUGGAUAUUCCGCUGAAUACAGAAACUAUCGAUUUGAGUGUUGCUCCUCCGUCCAUCGGUGACUCCACUCCACCGAAUUUCAGCAGUUUAGCUCAUUCGGAUCGGGAUCCCCCCUCCCCAAUAGAUCUACUUCCAUCGUUGGAAUCGUUCAAAACAGUCGAUCUAAGUGCAAUGUCUUCGUUUACUUCUUCCACUAACACUGCCUCUACCAUGUCUUUCAACAAUACCCUCGGUGGUGGCAAUAGCAGCAGCGCGACAACGUUCAAUCCAUUUGGGGGUUUUAUUCCACAGCAACAACAACCGCAAUCCCAGUUGCAGCAACCGCAACAGCACGAGUUGACAGCGACUGCCAAAGAUUGUGAAGUGAGAUGACGGUUUAUGUAAAUAGUCGUGUAAAUGUUUUAUUGUGCAAAUCUCUCCAGUCAAAUUGUGUAUAUUAUUUUCCUGUUGGUACUUUUUUUUAACUAGUAAGAUGUGUUAAUAUUUUUGACGUUCAAGCGAAACAAAAUCGUGAAUGAAACUAUUUUCUCGCUCCUUCGAGGCGAAUAUUUUUGUUUUGUAUAGAUUUCUACUUUUAUGCAUGUUUUCUGUGACAGAUGACGGUACAUAAAGUUUAUUUUGUUUCGAGAA
Molecule: messenger RNA, 11991 nt
Organism: Topomyia yanbarensis
Lineage: Eukaryota; Metazoa; Arthropoda; Insecta; Diptera; Culicidae
Gene: rno
Exons: 7
Coding region: 1165-11733 (3522 amino acids)
Biological process (GO): regulation of transcription by RNA polymerase II
Source: RefSeq, a predicted model, not a curated record